GCGCCGGUAGAGUUUCAGAAGGCUGAAUCUGAGUUAGUUCUUUGAAUGAACACUCGACUCACGGACCAGACUCCAGAGCACGCAGCAACUUGGUCCAUGGGCAUGGCCAUGGGUGGUGUUCGUCACUUUGUGGCGGAGUGUUCGGUUUCACAGCAUGUUAUCGUUAGUGUGGUGGAUCCCCUACAAACUUGUAGUCGAUCUACAUCAUCAUGGGCGUGAAAGUCAAUUUUAAACUUCACAGAAUCUGAGGCGUCGAUCGAUCGUCACCGUUCACUGUUGUUGCCGUUGGACCUGUUCGUAAAUCAUUGGUAACUUGUUGCUGGGGGGUGCUUCUGCAGUUCUUAUUUCCUGCACUGUACUUGCGCAUAUCCAUUUGCGUACUGUAUCUCACAAAAUCGCCACAGAUAUCAGACGUUUGGAAGGUACUCUGCAAUGGAGCGAGCGCAACCCGAGGUUGAAAACGACGAGGAAAAGUUUACACGCUGCCAAUACGACUACCUAGAUUCAACCUGCUUGAAAUUCUACCUAGAGGAUGCCGUUCGCAGUAUGGCAGUCGAUGGGACAAUGCGAAAAAUGCGCGGCGGUACCAGUGAGGAGAAGACAACUCGCUUCAGCACACGGCUGGCAGCGUACUUUGAAUCGCUUCUUGCAGGAAGGCACGUGCUAGGACGUCGGUUUGUGUUUAUCAUGGCCACGCAGAGGAACCGACUAUCCUUCAUCCACCUGGUCAGCAUGAUGGUGAAUGAUGUACUCAGGGAAAAGCAAGGAAAGGAAAUGGGGGCUGCGUCGUGUCUCUGGAGAGAUUUGUUCGGACUUGUACAACUUGUGUGCGCCGACUUUCCUGUCUCCGUGAUCCACGCAGCGUGUGACCUUGGAGAGUUUUAUCAAGCGUGCACAGCGGCUGCUUUGAGUGGCUCAGAUAUUGCUCAGAGUACUGAUCAGGAGAGCACAAGCCUGUCCGAUUCCAGACAAGCGGUGCCACCGCCGUCCACUGCCACGGUGCUGAGUCUGUUUGAGUUCUACGUUCGCUAUGCUGAGUUUGUGCUGGCGUGUGGCCGUGUAAGUGUGCAGCUGCUCAGGGAGAGCGCUCUGAAUAAACUGAUGACUUCUACGGAAACACUAGACUUGGCUCAGGCUACUGAGGUGGAGAUAACAGACAGAACGCACGACGGCGCACAGCAAGCCGAGCAGCACGGUCGCAUUGUGUGUCAUGCCUGGUUGGAUGGUAUACACAAGCACGUGUACGGUCACGAUGAUGGACAGAAGGCACACCGCAAUCAGUCCGAGCUCGCACAGCAAGGCAAUCCCGAGCAGCACGCACAGCGAGGGCGAUGCAUCGAACGCUGGAAGCUACCCAGUGAGUCAGCUGUAAAGCGUGCUCUUGACCCUGGUUUAGGCAAGGACUGCGUCCUGCCAGAACUGUUUAUACGCAUUGCACAGUGUGCUGAACUUGCCAACAAACUACCCAAACCAAUCACCGUAGCAACGAGAAGUAAAGAUGGCCAGGAUACAACAUGAAUUCAGACUUUUUCAGCAAUGUAGUGUGAGUAAUAAUUAUGCCCAUACUACUGAGCCGGUGCAUGGCAACUGAACACGAUUGAAACUCUGUACAAAGUACAUGCGGUGACAGUCCACCACGCAUCCUACAAGACGUUUCCUGUACUUCUGAAUACUUUGCAUUUGCGUUUCUCAGUUCGGACGCAGGCGCUACUUGUGGGGCAUUGCUGAAGAUAAUAAUUAUGCAUCCUUUAGAGAAA
Sycon ciliatum is the source of this 1757-nucleotide messenger RNA. RefSeq lists its product as uncharacterized. NCBI's taxonomy places the organism in Eukaryota, Metazoa, Porifera, Calcarea, Leucosolenida, Sycettidae. Bases 433 to 1518 code for a protein of 361 amino acids. The transcript has a single exon. The record is from RefSeq and is a predicted model, not a curated record.